AUAUGACAUGCAACAUCAUAACAUGACAUAUUCCAUGGUGAUGAGAUGAUACAUCUACAGGCAUAUGAUUAAGGCUGUUAUAGAAAGGCAAACUUACAUGUUACCAAGAGCUGCACCAAUCAUUGCAUGCUAUGCAUAACACCACCUAUUUUAUCUGUUUCUCAAAUGGAUGUGUCAAGGGUGCUUAUGUCAGCCCCCUGAAACUCUUACCUGUUGCUUAGUUGCAUACAUCAUACGCCUUCUCCUAUAAAUACCAGCCCAAGAACCUCUGCAGAACAAACUCCAGAGUACUGAUCCUGAAAAUAGUCAGCCAUGAUUCCAUCAGAAAUCCAAGGAAUGAACUUCUUUGCUCCUGAAAACCUCCCAGCCUUUCCUGCCAACUUUGGCUUGACGGAGAGCAGCUUUCCAGCAUUGCAUUUCAGCAGAUUCUCGACCAACUUGCCAAAUUAUCAGACUUCUCUUCCCGGGAUCCAUGAAUUCUCUCCGAUUUCUAUGUGUAUCAGCAGCAACUCAACUUCGGAUGAAGCAGAGGACCAUCAACUUAGCAUCAUAGAUGAGAGAAAACAAAGGAGAAUGAUAUCAAACAGGGAAUCUGCCCGAAGGUCGAGGAUGCGUAAACAGAGACACCUUGAUGAGCUUUGGUCCCAGGUUCUUCGUCUUAGAACUGAGAAUCACAAUCUCAUAGACAAGUUAAACCAUGUGUCAGAGAGCCAUGACAGAGUUGUUCAGGAGAACACAAGGCUCAAGGAAGAAGCUUCCGAUCUUCGCCAGAUGCUGACAGAUCUUCAGAUUAGCAAUUCCUAUGGCUUUUUAAGAGAUCUUGAAGACAUUCCAUGCAACACUGCUCAUCUCAAGGCUGAAUCUUCAGACCAGUCCGUCACUACUUCCACAAACAUGCUUCACUGAGCAUGAGCUCUUUUACUAACUCAGAGGGAGAGAGAAAGGAUCUUAGAUUGUGUUCAUUUACUUUCUUUUGUAUCAGUACUGUAUAACGUGAUGGUAAUCAAUGUCUCCUAUACUUAAGCAGCAUAAGAUCAAAACCAGCCAUGCUAUAUCUUGAAACUAUGAAUAUGCUAGAAAAAGCUUGGUUUACAUCAUUGCCAAGACUGCAGUUAAUCUUCGCCGCAUAAUUAUCCAACCGAUUAUGGUGAAAUUAAGUGAGAGAAAUAUUCCUUCACAGCAUAAUAUCCAAAUCAAUGAAUUCAUCAUUACUUUCCUCCAACAAUCAUUCAGAUUACCCCACCAGGACCAAUCGCCAUUACCCAGGCAAGUAGAUCAAUAAAGAAUAUUAAUAGAAUUUUUAUAGAACAAUUGGAUAAUGCUCCAUAAAACAAACUAUAGAAGGCAACAAAGGAUUUAAUCAGAAGCGGGACAAGAUAGGAAGAAAUAUACAAUCAGUACGGCUCAAUAAAUCAGACUCCAAUAACCAGAAGAAGGUCCCAUGGCUAGUGUUCUGUUCCAUACAGCAGUAUAGUAGCGGGACAAAUCGUGGUGGAGAUGCUGGUGAUAGUGGCUCAUAAUUGAAGAGCUACCAUAAGGAGCAAAAACA
This is a messenger RNA of Sesamum indicum (sesame), 1549 nucleotides long. Its product is annotated as basic leucine zipper 43. Gene Ontology annotation, molecular function: DNA-binding transcription factor activity. Gene Ontology annotation, biological process: regulation of DNA-templated transcription. The record is from RefSeq and is a predicted model, not a curated record. Lineage: Eukaryota; Viridiplantae; Streptophyta; Magnoliopsida; Lamiales; Pedaliaceae.